AUGUCGAAGAAGAUCAAGCCUAUCCCUGCCACCCAGUACGAUGAAGUUCUCGAAGCAGCCAGUAUAUAUGUGGAUGGUAUGCGGCGAGGAGACAGGGCCUAUACCUCCACGGGCUUUCGGGAAACGGCCAGUGUUUAUGGAUAUAUUGAGGGACUAUUCCGCGAAGGCUCUGUGAAGUUGAUCUACGACUACAUGGAUUCCCAGACGGAGGCUCCCAAGUUCACAGCUCAUCUGAGCGUGAUUGGAAUGACACCAAGUACCGCGGUUGUCAAAUGUGAAAUGGACAUUCAGGCACCCGAGAACGAAUACACGGACUUUAUGUCGCUGGCUAAGGUAGAUGGCAAGUGGCAGAUUGUGGCUAAGGUAUUUCAUGCGUAUGAGGGGUGA
This is a messenger RNA of Penicillium lagena, 387 nucleotides long. RefSeq lists its product as uncharacterized. The transcript has a single exon. Lineage: Eukaryota; Fungi; Ascomycota; Eurotiomycetes; Eurotiales; Aspergillaceae. Bases 1 to 387 code for a protein of 128 amino acids. The record is from RefSeq and is a predicted model, not a curated record.